Protobothrops mucrosquamatus (brown spotted pit viper) is the source of this 1466-nucleotide messenger RNA. Its product is annotated as myeloid-associated differentiation marker homolog. The transcript is spliced from 2 exons. The record is from RefSeq and is a predicted model, not a curated record. NCBI's taxonomy places the organism in Eukaryota, Metazoa, Chordata, Lepidosauria, Squamata, Viperidae. Gene Ontology annotation, cellular component: membrane. The coding region runs from base 21 to 926 and encodes 301 amino acids.
GCCUUGGAAAUCUUAGCACAAUGCCAGUAACCCGCUCAAAAUCGGUGGGCAACACCAGCGCCCUGACCUCUACGCUGGGCAUUGUUCGCCUCCUGGAAGCCCUUUUCACCUGUGUGGCCUUCAGUUUAGUGGCCAACCGGGGUGCCUGGAAUGGCCGCAAUGGGGACUGGUGCAUGUUCUCAUGGUGCUUCUGCUUUGCCAUCACCAUUGUCAUCUUGGUGGUUGAGUUUGCUGGCCUUCAGCAUCGCAUGCCGGUCUCUUGGAAGAACUUCCCCAUCACUUUCGCCAUGUAUGCUACUCUGAUGUGUCUGUCUGCUUCCAUCAUCUACCCGAUGCUCUUCAUUCGGAAUCAGAAUCUUUCUAAUGAUGAACGGGGAUACCGCAUUUCUGCCACUGUGUUUUCUUGCCUAGCCUGUAUAGCUUACCUCACCGAGGUCAGCAUAACCAGAGCUAAGCCAGGAGAAGUGACCGGCUACAUGGCGACAGUCCCAGGAUUGCUGAAGGUGGUGGAGACUUUCAUUGCCUGCAUCAUCUUUGUCUUCAUAAGUGAUCCACCUCUUUAUGACGACCCAGAUGCUCUUAAGUGGUGCAUGGCGGUCUAUUGUAUCUGUUUCAUCCUAUCCCUUGUGGUGAUUAUCCUCUGCAUUGGCGAAUGCACUGGCUGGUUGCCAUGUCCAUUCAACAAAUUCCUCAGCGGCUACACUUUAUUGGCUGUGCUCAUGUAUGCCACUGCCACAAUUAUUUGGCCUAUCUACAACUUUGACAGAAAACAUCAGGGACAGCCAUCUCGACCCUCAUACUGUAGAAAUCGCAACAUGUGUGACUGGGACAAGAGGCUUACCGUAGCUGUUCUAACAGCUAUCAAUCUGCUGGUGUACCUUGGUGACCUGGUGUAUUCUACACGGCUGAUAUUCAUCCAGGGGUAGACAGUGGCUGGCAGUAAGGCGAAUCAAGGCAGCAGUGCUCAAAAGAAGGGAAGAAGAAAGGGGAAAGAGAGGAAGGGGUCAUGCUUUUCUCUCUUUUGCUUUUAUUUGUUCCUUUCUUCUGUCUCUCUCCUCUGCCUGCAAUCCUGAUCUAAUUCAUUCUUUUUCUCUCCUGCACUCUUUCUCUCCAGCCUUCUCAGUUUCCUUGCUCUCAGUCUGGAUUCAUGCUCUGUGCUUGCUACACAAUAAUUCUUUUCCUCUCUCCAUCCCAGGUCUAUUGCACAUAAUAGCCAAAUGAUCAUUUGUUGUAUGUAGAGCUUGGGAUGGCUCACAAAUGUUUCUGCCUAAUCAUCUUUGGCUAUUCCGAUGUAUGUAUCUUCACCAGUAUAGUUUGUCAGGAGCUUCAGGGCUAUUAAUGGUGGUGAUGGUGGUUGGAAUUGCAGGUGCCAGUCAAGAAAAAAAAAGCUGAGGGGGGGGGGCUGCACUAUCCUUGUUGGAAGAAUGCUGUGAUGCUCAUUUGUUACACUCCAGGAUACAGGUAGU